Messenger RNA from Mangifera indica (mango), 1354 nucleotides. Its product is annotated as haloacid dehalogenase-like hydrolase domain-containing protein At4g39970. The record is from RefSeq and is a predicted model, not a curated record. The coding region runs from base 162 to 1184 and encodes 340 amino acids. The transcript has 12 exons. Gene Ontology annotation, molecular function: hydrolase activity. NCBI's taxonomy places the organism in Eukaryota, Viridiplantae, Streptophyta, Magnoliopsida, Sapindales, Anacardiaceae.
GUGGAAGCCGCUUUGUCCUCAGAGCUCUUUAAAUCCGUUAUGACUUCCUCAAAUUGUCUUCCACCACAGAAAGUUAGACUGCCACAUCUGACUUCCCUGAAAGAACUAGCCCAAAAGGAACACUAACGCAACCCACAAAUUUUCUCCACAAAGCAAAGCUCAUGGCUUCUGUGAUGAUCCUCUCUCAAUGUUCUCUCUGUCAUUAUUCUUCUUCUAACAAACUUUCUUAUCUUACUCUAAACCCUCUCCUUUACACCAAAUCUCUCCGCUUUAAACCGAGCGGAAAAUCUCUAUAUACAAAACAGUUUUCAGUCUCUGCUUCUUCACGAUCCCUUCAAGCCCUCAUAUUUGACUGUGAUGGUGUUAUUCUUGAAUCGGAGCACUUACAUCGCCAAGCUUACAACGACGCCUUUUCUCACUUCAACGUCCGUUGCAAUGCCUCUUCUCCUCAACCCCUCAACUGGGGGGCUGAGUUUUAUGAUGUGCUACAGAAUCAAAUUGGUGGUGGCAAACCAAAAAUGAGAUGGUACUUCAAGGAGCAAGGAUGGCCAUCUUCAACAAUAUUUGAGAAGCCCCCUGAAAAUGAUGACGAGCGAAGCAAAUUGAUCGAUACACUUCAGGACUGGAAAACUGAGAGAUACAAACAAAUUAUCAAAUCUGGAACUGUGGAGCCUAGACCUGGAGUUCUGAGAUUGAUGGAUGAGGCCAGGGUCACUGGGAAAAAACUAGCUGUUUGUUCUGCAGCAACGAAAAGUUCAGUUAUUCUUUGUCUCGAAAACCUUAUAGGAAUGGAGAGGUUUCAAGGUCUUGAUUGCUUCCUCGCAGUACACUGCUGGCAAUUAGCUUGUGUUGCCUCUAUACUUGCAGGUGAUGAUGUAAAGCAAAAAAAGCCCGAUCCAUCAAUUUAUGUGACAGCAGCAAAGAGAUUAGGUGUCUCAGAGAAAGACUGUUUGGUGCUUGAGGAUAGUGUCAUUGGUCUGCAAUUGAUCUCUGUAGGCAGCAACGAGUGCUGGAAUGUCAUGUGUGAUUACGUACACAUCAUCAACAGCAGACCAGGAUUUCAAAGAUGCAAUAGCAAUAUAUCCGGAUUUGAGCAACGUAAGAUUGAAGGACUUGGAGUUAUUGCUUCAAAAUGUUGUUGCCGCCAAUUAGGGGAUUUAGCAUUUCCUUACAACCAACAAUAAGAGUUUGUGUGCUUCUAAAGACAUUUGGCUGCCUGCAGGGAUUGUAAAAUAUGCAAGAAAUAUUAUAAUGUCUAUGUGAUGGGAAUAUACGAUGUGCUAAACAUAUAUAAAAUCAAUUAUGAAAUGUAAAUACGUAACACACUUUAAUAUGAUAUAUUUUUAAGGGUGUA